GCGGAAAAGAAGGAGGAAGACGCUGGGAAACUCAAGGAUUUGCUUGCUCUCACAAAGUUCAUCCGCCUGGACUGGAGGUUGAUAUCACUCGCCCUUGUGUGCUUGGUAACCAGCACGGUGGUCCUUCUUAGCUUUCCCAAGUGGUUCGGGAAGAUCGUGGACUCUCUUAAGGAUCUCAAGCCUAGCGACGGGGAGGUGUUGAUCAUGGGCGAGUACACAUUUUUGCAGUUCACCGGUUUGUGUUUUGGUGCGUGCGGGCUCUUCACUGUGGCGGUGUUUGGACGUGUGACAAUCCUCAAGCUCCUUGGGGAGAAGUUGAUCUCGAAGUUACGGAGCUAUAUCAUGAAGAAACUCCUCACCCAGGACGCCGAGUUCUUUGACAAGCACAAGACGGGUGACAUCAUGUCGCGCCUCACAACGGACGCACACAUGGUGUCGCGAUCGAUUACCAGCCAGAUCGCGGACGGGUUGAAGAACUCGCUCUUCCUCGUGUUUGCCACCGCCAUGAUGUUCUCCACGCAGACGACGCUUGCGGCGUGUAACUUUGUACUCAUUCCACUCACUGCCUACGUCUCUAGCAUCUUUGGAGAGCGCUUGAAGCGUGCGUCCAAAAAUCUCCAGAAAUCCAGCGGGUCGCUCAGUAAGGUGACGGAGGAACAGCUCAACGCCAUCAAAACCGUGCAAUCGUUUGCGGCGGAGUCGUCCUCGCUCACCAAGUUCAACGCCGAAACAAAGGGCGUGUUCAACGCGGCCAAGAAGGAAACCAUCCUAAACACGUUGUACAUUGCGGUCUGUAACUCGGCCUACUUCAUCAACUACACCGUGGUGUUCAUUGGCGGUACGUAUUUUGUACACAAGGGCGGUAUGACCAUUGGUGAAUUGACGGGGUACUUUUUCUACGCAGACUUUGCGUGCAGCAGCAUUCUCGCCCUCACAUCCUUCUACGGGGAGUUGAUGAAGGGGACCGGAGCGGCGUCGCGGUUGAUUGAGUUGAUGCGCAGCGACCCGGUAAUCAAGGCCACGAGCGGUGAUCCCGUCCCAAGCCACAUCCGCGGCGAGAUCCGGUUUGAAAACGUCACAUUUGCCUACCCAACCAGACCAAAUAACCUCAUUUUUGAGAACUGUUCGUUCACCAUCCCGGCGGGCUCCAACGUGUGCAUCGUGGGGCCGUCGGGGCGAGGCAAGUCCACCAUUACCUCCUUGUUGUUGCGUUUCUACGACCCAAACGCCGGCCGCAUCCUCUUGGACGGUGUGGAUAUUUCCACCUACAACGUUAAGUCUAUCAGACGGGCUCUCGGUUUUGUCCAGCAAGAGCCAGCGUUGUUACCGGGCACCAUUUAUGAAAACCUUGUGUUGGGCUACAAGCCCAAGGACAGGCCGUCGUUGGAAACUAUUGACACGGUCGCCAUGAAGGCCAACUGCCAGUUCAUCCACGACUUUCCUGACGGCUAUGACACCCAGUUGAACGCCAAGGGUGGGUCCUUGUCCGGAGGACAGAAGCAGCGCGUGGCCAUCGCGCGCACGUUGCUCAAGAACCCGGCCAUUUUAAUUCUUGACGAGGCAACCUCAGCACUCGAUGCCAAAAGCGAGUCGCUUGUCAACAGCGAAAUCGCCAGGCUCAUCUCCGAGCGUGGUAUGACCACCAUCAGCAUCGCGCACCGCUUCAGCACCAUUAGAAAGGCAAAGACGAUCAUUGUCUUGGGCCACGACGGCAGGGUCGAUGAGAUGGGAGACUUUGCCACGUUAUACGGCAACCACAAUAGCGCUUUGUACAAGAUCUUGCAUGACCACGAGGCGAAAAAACCGGUGGAGGAG
Messenger RNA from Babjeviella inositovora NRRL Y-12698, 1815 nucleotides. It is a transcript of the gene MDL2, whose product is annotated as Mdl2p. The annotation marks the transcript as partial. Gene Ontology annotation, biological process: transmembrane transport. Gene Ontology annotation, molecular function: ATP hydrolysis activity; ABC-type oligopeptide transporter activity; ATP binding. The record is from RefSeq and is a predicted model, not a curated record. The transcript has a single exon. Lineage: Eukaryota; Fungi; Ascomycota; Pichiomycetes; Serinales. Gene Ontology annotation, cellular component: membrane.